Messenger RNA from Mucor velutinosus, 2022 nucleotides. RefSeq lists its product as uncharacterized. Gene Ontology annotation, cellular component: Sec62/Sec63 complex. The coding region runs from base 1 to 2022 and encodes 673 amino acids. NCBI's taxonomy places the organism in Eukaryota, Fungi, Mucoromycota, Mucoromycetes, Mucorales, Mucoraceae. The record is from RefSeq and is a predicted model, not a curated record. Gene Ontology annotation, molecular function: RNA binding; transmembrane protein transporter activity. Gene Ontology annotation, biological process: post-translational protein targeting to endoplasmic reticulum membrane; SRP-dependent cotranslational protein targeting to membrane. The transcript has 7 exons.
AUGGCUCAGUAUACAUACGACGAGCAAGGUUUUAACUUUUAUUACUUUCUCAUUUCCGUCUUGUCAUUGGCACUUGUGCCUGUGACAAUUCAAUCCAUCUAUUCAUUAUACAAGUCUGGAAGUGGCAAAAACAAAAAGAUUUGUCUAUGCAGCAUAUGUCAGAAAGAGCGAAAGAAGGCUAGCGUUGCAAAGCCUAGUACCAUCAAGAAAUUGAUUACUAGUCCCAAAUUCCUCUUUCUAGUUAUUGGUUGGGUUGGUGUUGUGCUUUUGACAAUGCAAGUUGCCAAUGCUGAGGUCAAGUCUGUGACAUGGGAUCCUUUUGAAAUUUUGGGUAUCUCAGAGGGCGCUACUGUCGCUGAAAUCAAGAAGCAUUACAAGAAAUUGUCUUUGAUCUACCAUCCUGAUAAAGCAGCACCUGGAGAAGAAGAGAAGAACGAAGAACGUUUCAUUGACAUCACUAAAGCCUACAAAGUCUUGACCGAUGACGAUACUCGCAGAAACUACGAAGAAUAUGGUCACCCUGAUGGUAAGCAAUCCUUCACUAUGGGUGUUGCUCUCCCCAAGGGCCUUGUUGAGGGUAAUGGCAUGUUUGUCUUGGGUUUCUAUGCUCUUGCAUUUGGCUUGGGUUUGCCUUAUUUCAUUGCUCAAUGGUGGUAUAAAUCUCGCCGCUUGACCAAGGACAAGAUCCUGAACCAAACUAUGGGUAUUUUUGUUAAAGGUUUAAAGGAAACCAACGGCUUCAAAGAAAUCGUUGAUGUUUUGGCCGGUGCCAUUGAGUUCAAGGAAACCACCGAUGUUCGUAGCGGUGAAGAAAAGACAUUGAACGCCAUCAAUGGUGCCAUUACUGAGGAAUUAGAAAACAGGUUUGGAGAGAAGUUUGAUCGUCUGACUGAUGCUACUCCUGCCUACCGUCGCAAGGCUCGCACUUUACUCUAUGCUUAUUUCCUCCGUGUCGAUAUCACUGCCAAGGGCGCCUCCAAGUCAUUAAUCAAGGAUCAACAAUUCAUUGUCGACAAAUCAAUCCAUCUUCUCCAAGGUCUCUUGCAAAUCACUACUGUGAAGCAAUGGUUGAGCACUACCUGUGCUAUUAUGGAACUUCAACAGCACUUGUUGCAAGCUACCUAUCCCGGAGAUGACAGUAUCAAGCAAUUGCCUCACAUCACCAAUACCAUGUUGCGUCGUUACAACCGCAAUCACAAGAAGAACAAAAUCAGCACUGUCCAACAAUUAUGUGCCAUGUCUGAGGAUGAACGUAAAAGCUUGCUCAAAUCACUCACCAAUGAAGAGUAUCUUGAUGUCAUGGAAGUUGCCAAUCGCAUCCCCAAAUUGACCGUAGAAAAGGCUGUAUUCAAGGUUAUUGGUGAUAAGAUUAUCACCACUGGUGCCAUUAUUACCUUUAUUUUGAAAUUGAGAAACGGCGAGGUCACUAGCAUUGAAACCACUCAAGAAAAGGCAGUUGAGAAGAAAGACAACACUGAAGAAGAAGAGGACGAAGCCAUUGUUUCCCCUGAAGAUGAAAAGAAGAAGGAUGGUAGAGCUUUACCUAUGGCUCAUGUUCCUUUCUAUCCUGGCGAAAAGAAGCCUUGCUGGUGGAUCUUCUUGGGCGACCCCAAGGUCAACCGUAUCUUGGUUCCCCACAAGAAGGUUACUGACAUCGUCGACGAACAAACCAUCAAGAUUCCGUUCCCUGGCCCACCUAAGCCCGGUGUAUACACAUUCUCCCUUUUUGUUAAAUCUGAUACCUAUGUCGGCACUGAUAUUCUCCAAGACAUCAAAUUGAAGGUGCAAGAUCCUGCUGAUCUUCCUGAGGAGGAGGAAGUAGAUGACAGCAUUUCUGAGCCUGAGGAGGACUCCAUUGCUGGCCAAAUGAAGAUGAUGAGAGAACAAGGUUUUGCUACUGCUUUAGCUGGCGGAGGAGGCAAGGAUAAGAAGGAAAAGGACGAUUCCGACUCUGACUCUUCCUCUGACGAAGGAGAAGACGAUGCUAAUUAUGUCACUGAAUCAGAUUCUGAUGACGAGUAA